Loxodonta africana (African savanna elephant) is the source of this 3332-nucleotide messenger RNA. Its product is annotated as myosin-IIIa. Gene Ontology annotation, molecular function: protein binding; protein serine/threonine kinase activity; microfilament motor activity. Gene Ontology annotation, biological process: positive regulation of filopodium assembly; regulation of actin filament length; peptidyl-serine phosphorylation. NCBI's taxonomy places the organism in Eukaryota, Metazoa, Chordata, Mammalia, Proboscidea, Elephantidae. The transcript has 19 exons. Gene Ontology annotation, cellular component: filopodium tip; stereocilium tip; myosin complex. Bases 1 to 3261 code for a protein of 1086 amino acids. The record is from RefSeq and is a predicted model, not a curated record.
AUGGUGGAGGAUGAAUCAUCGGUGUGGAAGAGUGAUGUUACUAGCCAACCAAAUAUUGAUCCCCCUAAUCUUCAACCACCGUCUACUCUGGUCGUUGUCCAGGAACAGUCCUUAUUUGCCAAACAUGAACGUAUUCAUACCAAGAAAAAUAAUUUCAACAGAUCUCUAAUUUCCAGUGUGAAGGAUGUAGAUGAUUUAGCAACUCUAGAAGUUUUGGAUGAGAAUACAGUCUCAGAGCAACUUGAGAAGUGUUAUGCCAGAGAUCAAAUCUAUAUCUAUGUGGGAGAUAUACUGAUUGCCCUCAACCCCUUUCAGAGUCUGGGUCUUUAUUCCACAAAGCAUUCCAAAGUAUAUACUGGAGCCAAGAGAACUGCCAAUCCUCCUCACAUUUUUGCAGUGGCUGACUUAGGGUACCAGUCUAUGGUUACAUAUAAUUCAGAUCAGUGCAUCGUUAUUUCUGGAGAAAGUGGUGCUGGGAAGACUGAAAGUGCCCAUCUUUUGGUUCAGCAGCUGACGGUGCUCGGGAAGGCUAAUAAUAGAACACUCCAAGAGAAGAUUUUACAAGUGAACAAUUUGGUGGAAGCCUUUGGCAAUGCCUGCACUGUUAUAAAUGACAAUUCCAGCAGAUUUGGAAAAUACUUAGAAAUGAAAUUCACUUCUUCUGGAGCUGUGGUGGGAGCACAGAUUUCUGAGUACCUUCUGGAAAAAUCUCGAGUUAUCCACCAAGCUGUGUGUGAGGGUGUUGGAGACCUUGGCUGCACAGGUGAUCCCCAGGGUCCAGGGCAGAUGAACAUCUGUGAGAGCCCUGAGGGCCUUUCUACAAUUGGUGGAGAGAAAAAUUUUCACAUUUUUUACUACAUCUAUGCUGGAUUAGCUGAAAAGAAGAAACUAGCCCAUUACAAAUUGCCUAAUAAUAAACCUCCCAGGUACCUUCAAAAUGACCACCUCAGAACAGUACAGGACAUGAUGAAUAAUAGUUUCUAUAAAUCCCAGUAUGAAUUAACAGAGCAAUGUUUCAAAGUCAUAGGCUUUACAAUGGAGGCAGAUGAGCUACAAGAAGCUCUCACCUCUCACUGUGUGGUGGCGAGAGGAGAAACAAUUAUACGUCCCAACACGGUAGAAAAAGCCACUGACGUCAGAGAUGCGAUGGCUAAAGCUUUAUAUGGGCGUCUCUUUAGUUGGAUAGUCAAUCGCAUUAACAGCUUGUUGAGGCAUGACACAUUGCGAAGUGGGAGUGGAGAUGAACUGAGCAUUGGCAUUCUUGAUAUAUUUGGCUUUGAAAAUUUCAAGAAAAAUUCCUUUGAGCAGCUGUGCAUUAACAUUGCAAAUGAACAAAUUCAGUAUUAUUUCAAUCAGCAUGUGUUUGCGUGGGAACAGAAUGAAUACCUGCAUGAAGAUGUUGAUGCCAGAGUUAUAGAAUAUGAAGAUAACCGGCCACUCUUAGACAUGUUCCUGCAGAAGCCAAUGGGUUUACUGUCCCUACUUGAUGAAGAAAGCAGAUUUCCCAAGGCCACUGACCAAACUCUUAUAGAAAAAUUUGAAAACAACCUGAAAUCACAGUACUUCUGGAAGCCCAAAAGAAUGGAACUUAGUUUUGGAAUUCACCACUAUGCAGGAAAGGGUGAAAACGGAGAAGCCACACGCCAUGCCAGAGAGACGACCAACAUGAAAACACAAACAGUUGCAUCAUAUUUUAGAUAUUCCCUGAUGGAUUUAUUAUCUAAAAUGGUGGUGGGCCAACCUCACUUUGUUCGCUGCAUCAAACCCAAUAACGACCGUCAGGCGAGAAAGUAUGACAAAGAGAAAGUUUUGCUCCAGCUUCGCUGUACAGGAAUCCUGGAAACAGCAAGAAUCCGAAGGCUAGGAUAUUCACAUCGGAUACUUUUUGCUGACUUUAUAAAGCGGUACUAUAUUCUCUGCUACAAGUGGAAUGAGGAGCCCCCAGUGAGCCCGAACACUUGUGCCACCAUUUUGGAAAAAGUUGGUCUUGAACACUGGGCUCUUGGAAAGACAAAAGUGUUUCUUAAAUAUUAUCAUGUGGAGCAGUUAAAUUUAAUGAGAAAAGAAAACAUUGACAAGCUUAUUUUGAUUCAAGCCUGUGUCAGAGGAUUCUUGGGUUCAAGAAGAUACCAUAAAACACAGGAGAAAAGGAACACAAGCGCCGUAAUAAUACAGUCAGCUGCAAGAAGACAUCUAGUCAGGAAACAAAAGCAAGAAAUUGUUAACAGGAAAAACACCGCAGUAACAACCAUUCAGACUCACGAUCAGGAAUUUGAUUACAAGAAAAACUUUGAAAAUAAAAGGUAUAGUGAUAUUUAUUCUUAUACCAUUUUGCCAUAUAGAUUUUUUAAGGAAUCUUUUUUGAAGAAACAAACAGAAAAUGCAGCCUCUCCUAAAGAAACAUCCAUUCCUGCUCCAAAUAAUAAAAGGAGUAGUACAUCUGUAGUGAAGACUUCUGCUUUCAAAGCUGAAGAAGAAGCCACCGAUGCUGUGGAGAGUAACAAGAGAGGAUUUCAAACGCAGAAAAAAAUGAACAAUGUGUCUGGGGAAGAGGCUAAGCAAGAAUUGUGUCUGGUGGGGGGUCCUUGGACAGAACUGAGCCCCAAACAGAAGUCUGUCAAAGACCUGGAAGAGGGCACUAAGAUCAAGAAAGUGGAGAAGGAGGAUGCUGUGCUCCAAAGUUGCAAUCAUAGGUAUGCAGAGGAAAGAGACUCGAAAAUGGCCUAUCUAGAAAGGAAGGGUACAUCAGAAAGGCCCAGCUACUCAGGACUCCUGUUAGCCAAAAAUGGGGUUAAGCAGCCUUCCUUUAAAACCAGUUUGGAACCUAGCUUUAGCCAAAAGCCGAUUUAUCAAAACACAAAUAGCAAAGAAAAGGAAAAGAAGACAUCUGUGGUUACCCAGAAUGGACCGAUAUGCAGCCAGGAGAAAAGCUGUCGGAGCCGUGGGACAGUCACAGAGAGGCAGGGCCAGCAGAUGAUACAGAACCUGGAAGAAGAUAAAGCAGCGGUGUUCAUUCAGAGCAAAUACCGAGGCUAUGAGAGAAGGCAGCAAUUAAGGAAGGAUGGGAUAUCCUCUUCUUUUAAGGAUCAAGAGAUUGUUGCAGCUACAACAGAAGUAGCAGAACACACUCCCAAUUUGUAUUCUUCUCCCAUAAAACACAAGGAAAUCUGUAAUUCCAAGAUGAGGGACAGCAGAGACUCAAAAGCAAUUUCAGAAAAAGAAGCAUGUGAUUUGGCAGUUUUCUCAAAACAGGUAUGUUAAUAAAUUAAUAGUAAAAAAUCUCUAGGAACUCUACAGUAGCUGGAUUAAUCAUUAAUAACUGAUAUAUUAUU